Messenger RNA from Carcharodon carcharias (great white shark), 5982 nucleotides. RefSeq names its product branched-chain-amino-acid aminotransferase, cytosolic-like. The coding region runs from base 93 to 1292 and encodes 399 amino acids. Gene Ontology annotation, cellular component: mitochondrion. The record is from RefSeq and is a predicted model, not a curated record. Gene Ontology annotation, molecular function: branched-chain-amino-acid:2-oxoglutarate transaminase activity. NCBI's taxonomy places the organism in Eukaryota, Metazoa, Chordata, Chondrichthyes, Lamniformes, Lamnidae. Gene Ontology annotation, biological process: L-leucine biosynthetic process; L-valine biosynthetic process. The transcript has 11 exons.
CAGCUUGGCUGCAGAGGCGGAACCUUUAUUUGCAGCGCUCGGGUGGAGCUGCUGGUGUAACCGACUCAGAUUCCUUUUGAGGCUUUAGUGCAAUGGCGGCGGUGGCAGCAGCAACGGGAGCGGGGUUGUUGAGGAUUUUAUCAACACAGUUGUUCCAGGCUCAUGGCUUUCGUAAUGGAUCUCGGAGAUCUGUUAGCACAAUGUUUAAGGCUGCAGAUUUGCAGAUUGAGCUUACCAAGCACUCCAAGGAGAAGCCUGACCGUGACAACCUAGUGUUUGGAAAGUCAUUUUCAGAUCAUAUGUUGACAGUAGAAUGGAGUGCAAAAAAAGGCUGGGACAAGCCCCAUAUCAAACCUCUGCAGAACCUUUCACUUCACCCAGCGUCUUCAGUUCUGCACUAUUCUAUAGAGCUGUUUGAAGGUAUGAAGGCUUUCCGAGGUGUAGACAACAAGAUUCGCAUGUUCCGACCUGAUUUGAACAUGGAGCGGAUGCAUCGAUCAGCACUCCGAGCCUGCCUGCCAGACUUUGACAAAGCAGAGCUGGUGGAGUGCAUUCGGAAACUAAUCGAAGUUGACAGAGAAUGGGUUCCAUAUUCUGAUGCAGCAAGUCUCUACAUUCGGCCCACCUUUAUCGGAACAGAGCCUUCCCUUGGGGUGUCUCGAGCUGACCAUGCCCUACUCUUUGUUAUCAUUGGGCCUGUUGGACCCUACUUUGCCACAGGAAGUUUCAACCCUGUCUCAUUGCUUGCUGAUCCCAAGUUUGUACGUGCUUGGAAAGGUGGCGUGGGUGACUGCAAAAUGGGAGGAAAUUAUGGUCCUACAGUCUAUGUUCAGAAUGAGGCUCAGAAACAAGGCUGCCAGCAGGUUCUAUGGCUCUAUGGCGAUGAGCAUGAGAUCACAGAAGUAGGAACCAUGAACAUCUUCGUUUAUUGGAAGAAUGAGCAAGGUGAGGUGGAAUUGCUCACUCCUCCACUGGAUGGUACAAUCCUUCCAGGAGUCACGAGGCAGAGCUUGCUGGACCUGGCUCAACAGUGGGGUGAAUUUAAAGUUUCAGAGCGAGGGAUGGCAAUGUCUGAGCUGAUCAAAGGACUACAAGAGAAUCGAGUGAAAGAAGUUUUUGGCUCUGGUACAGCCUGUGUCAUCUGUCCAGUUAGUCGGAUCUUGUACCAGGGUCAGAACUAUCACAUUCCCACCAUGGAGAAUGGCCCAGAGCUAGCUAAACGUUUCCUGAAGGAACUAACAGAUAUUCAGUAUGGCCGGACUUCGAGCAACUGGACUCACCUGGUCAUCUAAGCACUAGAGAUCUGUUUCCCAUUCCUCUCAGUCCUGAGUCAGAUGCCAUCUCUGUGUCACUUUGUGUUAGAAUACGUGGUAUCCUUUGUGUUCCUCAAGGAAAUAUCUGACAUAUUACUCAAUUAUAGAUUUAGUCAAAAAUUUGGAUUCAAUGGUGCUAUCUUUUUUAGAUUUAUUAUUCUGACUAAAUAUAUAUUACUAAUUGCUUCUCAACUAUGUUUCUGUUCUUUAUGGAAUUUUGGAAAUUAAAUUCUAAUUGAUGUCAGUGACUAGCCAAAGGUAGUGCUACCAAAGUGCUUGGAGUUACUGACCUUGGUAAAAUGAGAAACUCUUCACUCCAGACGUUAAAAGAAAUCAUUCAUGCUGGAAGAACUGAGGAAUGUUUGUCCCUUUUGCACCCUUACCUCCUGUCUGUUAGUUAUAAUAAUCAUCACUUAAAGCAGAAAAUGUGAAGAAGUUACAGCACAUCUGUCAGUGCCUGGAACAGGAAUGUCAGUUUAACAUUUUGGAUCUACACUGUUACACCUGACCUCAGAACACUAAGUUAACAAGGCCUUUUUGUUUCAGAUAUAGAUUAAUCUGCUGUGCAGUUUGUAUUUUUAGACCAUAAUUCAGUUUCUCAUUCUUAUUCCUAUAGAUAUCAGCUGCAGGAUUCUGAGUCUCAUGGUUUUGCUGGGAUAAGUACCAAGAGUUGAGCAGGCUCACUGACUGUAGGCUGCUGAGUCUCCUCCACUGGGUCAGGCUGUCUCUGAAUGCAGCCUUCUGCUGUCUCUAGAGAAUAGGAACACCUUUGCCAUCACAUUAUACUGAAAUUGUUCUUUCUAUCAGCAUGUUCUCUCUGCUUCUACACAUAAAGGCUGCUAGGAUGGUGCUAAGUUGUUGGUGGUUGCACUGACCAGUACAAAACAUUGUGCAUGUAACAUUUUUAAUGUAAAUAAUUCAAUAUUCAACAGCUCCUUAAAUUUGACUUUUUCUGUAUUGCUGUGUUCCUUACUAAAUCAGGAACAUAUUUGCAUUUCUCUGCUUGUGCCUCACUGAAAGACCCUGAAGAUACACAGAAACAUGGAUAUUACCAUCUGGCAUUUUUUUCCCCUGCUUUUAAUUUUUUUUUCCCCCUCAAAACUCUCCACCCAGUAUUGAGUGCCUGGCUUCCAUGCUGUGCUUCCUCCUUAUAGAUGAUUAAGGUUAUAGCCUUUGGGGGGGUGGGGGGGAAGAAAAAGUUCAACAACAAAUUUGAUGAACAAACCAAGGUUAUGAUGAAGGGUCAUAGACCUGAAGCGUUAACUCUUGUUUCUCUCCACAGACGCUGCCUGACCCGAGUGUUUGCAAUAUUUUCUUUCAUUUUGGAUUUCUGGAAUCUGGCAGCAUUUGCUUUUGUGUUUGACAAGCCUGUUGUGCUGUUCUGUGCUGCAGUGCAGUGACUGAACUCACACAUAUAAAGAAAGCAUGAACAUUGCCAAUUCUUAACUAGUCAGUCAGCACCUGUAAGAGGCAAACAGGUUAAUAAGGGCGGAGAUGUUGCAUAAUUCAACAUGAAUCUCCCCACAAAUCUGACUUUUCUGAUUGUGAGCACUUUCAAUUUUUCCCCUGGUUGUUUUAUGCUCUGACAUCUCCUGUUCGUGAACAGCACUGUGAAAGUCUCACAACCCAGUCCAUUAAUGGUAUAAGUGAGUAAAAUUGGUACCACUCCACAAUCUCUAUCAAGUAAUAGUAAUGCAGUAGGCUUCUUCCACAAACCCCAUACCAUUAAACCCAAUCAGGUUUAAUAUCUGGGACUGCCCUUUGUCACCUCCUUUUCCCUUAAAUGUUUUGUGGUUCAGUCUUUGAUCUGUGUAGGUUUUUUCUGUUGCAAAACAAUUGAUCUAGCAAGUGAGAAAAUUUCAUUCUUGGUUAACUUCAAUAGUAUUUUGUGACCUUGUGUAUAUCUGCGUGUCUUAGUGUGACUGUGUGCACCGAAAUGUCUGUUUUUCCAAUUUCUUAACAUGUCCAAGUGUGUAUCUGCAUGUCUGUCCAAAAGCAGCUCUGCAUGCGUGCACAUAUUCAUGUGUCCAUUUGUGAAUGUGGAUAUGUACAUAUAAUCCAUAUGCAUGUCCACGUGUUUGUAUAUUUACAUGUGUAUAUAAACAGUGUCUCAUUAUUACUGCUUACAAUAUUAAUUCAAAAGCUGCAUUUAAUUCAGUUGUUAUGCCACAAAUGAUGCAGAACUGCAAUUUUGUUUUAAAUGCUGAUGUUGGGGCUGUAGGUUUAACUCCUUGAACUGGUUUUGGGAACAGCUGAGAUUGUGCUCUAGUCUUAGCUGGGUUGACGAGGUUUGGAAAUGAAGAGGUUUCUUUAAUUUCUGACUGGUCAACUCCAAAGUAAUUGUUCCAAUUAUGCCAUCUACUAGCUUUCUAAACUCUUAGCUAAGCUAUGCAAUCUUCAACAGUAUCUACAUGAACUAUAAGGAGAAAUGCACACCCGCCGACCUGAAUCUAAAUGAUGCACAGUGAUGUCAGAACGCCUGCCCGACGUCACCGUGCGCCAUUUUACACAUCGGCGAGUGGGCCCUGCACUGCUCACCAACCGUAAAAUUCUUCCCUUUAUUUCACCUUAUGGCCCUUCCCAACCUCCCAAACAUUGAUAUUCAUAAUUUUCACUUUAUCUAGGGCAUUUUAAAAUUAUUCUGCAUUAUCUUCUGACUCAAUGCUUCAAGCCUUCAGUUUACUGAAUUUCUUUCUACACCUCUCAACUGAAUCACUAAACAGAGCGUGGUAUUCCCCAUAGUUAGAUGACCAGCUUGGGGUGGGGUGAGGGAGAGGCUGGAACAGCAGGGAUGAAACCUCAGUCAGCCAGUCUAUUCUGCCCACUAGUGAUAGCAGCAGCUGUGGGGAGUUGGAGAACAGAAGCACAAACAACAUGUUUUGAGAUGUUAGUGUGAAGAUCAGGCCUUUAAUCCAGUAAUCCAAAUACAGCUGUUGGAAGGGAAAGUCAAACCUAACAACACACAAACUAAUCAAUCCUUUGCUUCCUGCCCAUAGUUCUGUGCUGGUGAAGGAGGAACAGUGGUCAGGCCCCAUGUUCAUUCCAGUGUUUGCACCUCACAUUGUCUUUAAUUCUUCUUCAAGUGGAAAGAUGUACCAUGUAGUAAAAAUCCCAAGUGAUUUUAAUCACCUUAUGCUCUCUUCAAAUCAGACUCUAAAAUAGUUUUGAAAUUGUCAUGUUUUUUUGUAGCCUGAUUUCUUGACUAGAAAAAUAUAUUCAUAUUUACUGUGUACAGCUAGAUGUGUGUGUAGAUACUUCUUUUAGAAGUAACAAAAAAACUCAAACACAGAAAAUGCUGUAAAUACUGGGUGGGUCCACAGCAGCAGAUUGAGGUAGAGACUGUAUUAGGUAUGAUAAAGGGAGCCACAAAGCUGUACUGGCGUUUCUUGGCUGUCCUGUGCUGCAUUUUAUAGUUUUACCUCUAUAAUUACGGGUUUGCUUCAUUACAGAGGCAAGUGUGAAAAGCCAAAGGGAAAACGUUUUGCAAAAUAAAUUGAUUUAUGUAAUGUGUGCAGCAGUCAGCAAUUACUUUAGUGCAGGUACUGAAUGUGAGUUACCGACCUCACUCUGCAGGCUUUAGAAACGAAGAACUUCAACUUUGGAAAUGUUUUCCUGUUUUUUGAACUAAGAUUGUUAAUCAGGUAAGAAAAUAAUUUUUUAGGGUGAGACGGAGCGCUGGGAAUGGAAAGAUAGUGGGUGGAGAAUCAGAGGGUGGAAGGUUAGUGUGGGAAGGGGGGCUAUGUGGAGAGGUUAAUGUGUGAGUGAGAUGUACUGUAAGGGCAGCUCUUGUCGCUGGAUGGUUUUUGAUUAGAAUCAAGAGAGAAAAACUGUUUCUGUCAACCAUUUCUGUCAAAUCGUCAUAGGUUGAAAAGGUUGAAUUCAGCUCGGGCAUUGUUGAUCCACUGUCAAUCUGGGUCAAGUUUCCAUUUACUGCUGUGCUCAAUGGCAUUGUUUAAUGUUCGAACAUGUGCUGAAUACCUCCCAACAAAUGCUUGUUGAUGGGGUUCAGGACUAAUUCAAGGUCUCUGCUAGAUCUGAAAUCUGUCAUGAGGUGCAAGGCAGGAUCUUGGUUGCAGAUUUUCUGAUUUAUACUUUACUGUGGCUUUUACAGUGUAUUUCCUCUUCAUGAUUGAAAGGUUUAGUUCAGUACCUAAUUAUAUGUAGUUUUCAAAUGAAACUUAUUGCUGUAAUUACCAUUGGAGGCUUUAGGCAGCUAUAUAAGAGUAGAUCAAUUGACGGACUGCUGUUAGAUUGGAGUUGUUCAUUGCAGUCAUACCUGAAUAGCCAACUGGCAGCUUGGGAUGUUACAAUUUCUGUAAAUAAACAGACCACCAUCUCCAAAACCUGGGUUAUUUUGAAAGCUUGAUUAAAUAUUCAGCUAUUUAUAAAAUAUGCAGCUUCAUCUUGUUUUGCUAGUUUUUCAUAAAUAGCCAUUUUCUCUUUUAAAGAUAGUAUGCCUGAUGGUAGACAUGUGUCCGUGAGUAUAUUUGUCUAUCACUGUAAAUGUGUGACUGAGUAUAUUUGUGUACCUGCUUUGAAUUCUGCCUUUGAUACCUGCAUGCUGUUUAUUAAUCUGCAUUCAUUUCAUUGUCAAAACUGUUAUGCACACUUGGACUGUUAUCGCAUCCUAUUGCUUGGACAAUUCAAAAAUAAAACCAUAAAAAUUAAA